Molecule: messenger RNA, 5018 nt
Organism: Nanorana parkeri
Lineage: Eukaryota; Metazoa; Chordata; Amphibia; Anura; Dicroglossidae
Gene: MYBPC1
Product: myosin binding protein C, slow type
Exons: 33
Coding region: 58-4617 (1519 amino acids)
Molecular function (GO): protein binding
Source: RefSeq, a predicted model, not a curated record
UGGUUUUUGUUUUCUGGGAGGUUCAAUACUCUUUUGGAGUAAAGAGGUAUUGACAAAAUGCCAGAACCAACCAAGAAUACAGGCUCUACUAUCACUGACCAACAAAAGACUGUUCAUGUAGCAGGUGGAAGUAGAACUGAGAUCACAACCCAGACCGUCAAGACAGGGGUCCAAGUGAGAAGGCAACAAGAUGGAAAGACUGAAAAAACAGUCACCCAAACAGAGCACACAAAGCGCACUGUAAUCGUUGAUAAUAAUGUCACCCAUCAGGAGGAGUUUUCAGUUGUCAGUGGGGACUCUAAAGUAAAACUCGGCCACAAAGGAGGUAUGAUUGCAGACAUAUAUAUGCCAGCUUUUGUUCCGGCUCCGCCCAGUUAUGAAAAAAAAGCUAACGGGAAGGAGCCUGAAAAGGCAAAAGAUGAAGAUGACUCUUCUGCUAGUACUCCUCCUCCAGAUGAAAAUGCUCGAUCUUCAGAAAGGAAAGACUCUGUUUGGUUUCUUGGAGAAGGGCAACCUGAUGAUGCGGACAAGAGGGAUAAUUCACAGCGAACAACUUUAUUUAUUGAGAAACCCAAUAGUGGAACAGUAAAUGUGGGGGGUGAUAUUAAGUUUAUAGCAAAAGUGGAGGCAAAGGAUCUCCUCCGUAAACCUAUUGUGAAAUGGAUGAAAGGAAAAUGGAUGGACUUGGCAAGUAAAGCUGGAAAGCAUCUUCAGCUGAAGGACACAUUCGACCGUAUUAAUAAGACAUACACAUAUGAAAUGCAAAUCAUAAAGGCAAAGGAGAACUAUGCUGGAAACUACAGAUGUGAAGUAACGUAUAAAGAUAAAUUUGACAGCUGCUCAUUUGAUCUUGAAGUAAUCGCCGCCCCAGACGCUUCCCAAACUCUGGACAUUAGAUCUGCAUUCAAGAGAAGCGGUGAAGGACAAGAAGAUGCAGGAGAGCUUGACUUUAGUGGUCUCCUGAAACGUAGAGAGUUUAAGCCAGAAGAAGGUCCAGAGAUAGAUGUAUGGGAGAUCCUGAAGAAUGCCAGUCCUAAUGAAUAUGAGAAAAUUGCAUUUCAGUAUGGUAUCACUGACCUGAGAGGCAUGCUGAAAAGACUGAAACGUAUGCGCAGAGAGGAGAAGAAGAGUGCAGCUUUUUCCAAGAAACUGGAUCCUGCUUAUCAGAUUGACAAAGGAGGACGUGUGAGGUUUGUUGUUGAGCUUGCCGAUCCAACAGUGGAGCUCAAAUGGUAUAAAAAUGGUCAGGAGAUACGACCAAGUACCAAGUACAUAUUUGAACAUAAAGGAAACCAAAGGAUACUGUUUAUUAAUAACUGCACAUUGGCAGAUGAUGCUGCAUACCAAGUGUGUGCUGGAGAUGAAAAAUGCUCUACAGAAUUGUUUGUUAGAGAUCCACCGGUGCUGGUCACUAAGGAGCUGGAGAAUGUCAGCACAUAUUGUGGAGAAAGAGUGGAACUAGAAUGCGAGGUAUCCGAUGAAGAAGCCAAUGUGAAAUGGUUUAAAAAUGGUGUGGAGCUUACCAAUGAACCAAGGUCAAGGUACAGACUAAAGGUGGAUGGCAAAAGACACAUUCUAAUUAUAGAUGAUGCCGACAGAGGAGAUUCAGCCACCUAUUCUGUGAUGACUACUGGAGGACAGUCAGCAGCUCAAGUACAAGUUGACCUGCGACCACUGAAAAUAUUGCAACCCCUAACUGAUAUGACUGUGAAUCUUGGCAAAGAAAUUAAUUUAAAGUGUGAAAUCUCUGAGAAUGUUCCUGGAAGGUGGUACAGAAAUGGGCAGCUUAUUUAUGGUGGUGACCACGUGAAGAUAUUUCAUAAAGGAAGGAAUCACAGAUUAAUUAUAGAAAAUGCCCUUGUUGAAGAUGAAGGCGAUUAUGUAUUUGUUCCUGAUCUUUACCUUAUUAAUAUUUCAGCCAACGUACAUGUCAUUGAUCCUCCAAGAAUCCAUUUCGACUCUCUUAAUUACCCAGAUAAUACUGUGGUAGUAGUAGCAGGAACAAAGCUGCGCCUUGAGGUUCCAGUUACCGGUGAACCUGCACCUAAAAUUAUCUGGAGUAGAGGAGAUAAGUGGAUCACAGAUCUGAGCGGUCGUGUAAGGGCAGAGUCUUUCCCUGAUCAUGGACUUUUAGUCAUUGACUGUGCAGAAAAGGAAGAUACUGCGACAUACAGGAUGAUGGUAAAGAAUGAAGCAGGGGAAGCUGUAGCUCACAUCAAAAUAAAGGUUGUUGAUAUCCCUGAUGCACCACUAGCUCCUGAUGUAACUGAGGUUGGAGAGGAUUGGUGUACUAUGAAAUGGGAGCCACCAUUAUAUGAUGGCGGAUGCCCUAUUAUGGGCUAUUUUAUUGAAAGAAAGAAGAAGCAGAGCUCCAGGUGGAUGAGAUUAAAUUUUGACUUAUGCAAGGAUACCGUUUUUGAACCCAAAAAAAUGAUUGAAGGUGUGGCUUAUGAGGUCCGGGUUUUUGCUGUCAACUCAAUCGGGAUUUCUAAACCAAGCCUGCCUUCCAAACCUUUUGUCCCAUUAGCUGUCACGAGUGCACCAACCAUGCUGACUGUAGAUGGAGUGACUGAUAACUCAGUGACAAUGAAAUGGAGACCUCCUGAUCACAUUGGUGCUGCAGGGUUAGAUGGUUAUGUUAUUGAGUACUGCUUUGAAGGAGGAGGAAAUGAGAAGCACGAAAAACCUGAAUUUACAGAUCGGGAGACAGAAAUUUUAGUUGAUUUGGUGUCUAAGAGUGGCUCACAAAUCUGUGGUGCUUUGUCUGCUAAAACUACCAAAGCUGAGAAGAGUAAGAUAUGGGGAGACAUCCAAGCCAAGGUUAAUGCCAUGGGGGGCAAGAACAGGUCCGUUGCAGACUUCAAGAAAAAAUGGAAUGCUCUUAAAAAGCAAACCAAGGAUAAAUUGCAACAAAAUAUAAAAGACGUUAUUGUGGAGAAUGGAAAUGUGCCUGAAUCUGCUGGGAACCUUUCUCCUCUGGAGAAACGUGUGGAGGCCAUGUUGGAACUUGAAGAGUUGGAAGGAACUCCUGGAAUUGAAGAGGAUAUCCAAGAUGAUGUUACUGGAGGAGGAGCAGACAUGCCGAUAAUUACAGAUGAGGAAAUGAACACUUUAGUGGAUAAUAUUGCCAAACUUGGGUCCCAACUGUUUGGAGCCCAAACCAACGCUUCAGAUAAGGACAAAAUAUGGGCAGAUAUACAAAAGCACAUAAAUGCUGUAGGGGGCAAUAACAGGUCAGUCGAAGAACUAAAGAAAGCAUGGAAAAACCUCAAGCGGCAAACAAAGAAAAAGCUGGACCAUAACAAAACCCAGAAAUUAUUGGAGAGUAAAGGAGAAACAGCCAAUUUUAUUGAGUUGACAUCCUUAGAAAAACGUGUGGAGGUUGUAUUACAUAUCAAAGAAAUUGACUCUGAGGACUUCCAGGAGGAACCAGAUGAAGCGGAGGAAUGGAUUGUUGCAAAUCCUGAAAUGACAGAUAAGACAAGGUUCACAAUUAAUGACCUGCCAACAGGUUCUAAAAUCUUUGUCAGAGUUAAAACAGUGAAUGCUGCUGGUAAGAGUGACCCCAGAAUACAUCCCCAGCCAAUCUUAGUAAAAGAGGUCAUAGUACCUCCAAAGAUUCGUCUUCCACGACACCUAAAGCAAACCUAUAUUCGAAAAGUUGGAGAAGCUGUAAACCUUGUAAUACCUUUCCAGGGAAAACCCAGACCCAAAGUAUCUUGGAAAAAGAAUGGCUCACAUGUGGACAAAACACAAAUAAGCAUCCGCAACACUGAAUGCGACACUAUCCUUUUCAUCCGGAAAGCAGAGAGAAGUCAUUCCGGAAAAUAUGAUUUGAAGGUGAAAGUUGAGAACCUACAAGAUAAGGCAUCAAUCUUUAUUCAGAUUGUUGAAAAACCUGGACCUCCACAGUCUGUAGAUAUUGAAGAAGUGUGGGGAGAGAAUGUUGCACUAGAAUGGAAGCCACCAGUAGACAAUGGCAAUGCUGCAAUCAUAGGAUACACUAUACAGAAAGCAGACAAGAAAACCAUGGAAUGGUUCACAGUUCUGGAGCACUACCAUAGAACCAGUGCAACCAUAUCAGAACUUGUAAUAGGAAAUGAGUAUUAUUUCCGUGUCUUCUCUGAAAAUAUGUGCGGCCUCAGUGAAACAGCAACUAGGACCGUAAACUGUGCACUUAUUGAGAAGGAAGGAAAACCUUAUAAGCGUCCAGAAUAUCAAGAUUUUGACUUCAAAGAAGCACCUCAGUUUACUCAUCCCUUAGUUCAUACAGUAGCCAUUGCUGGGUACAAUGCUACAUUGAACUGCAGUGUUCGCGGAAAUCCAAAGCCCAAAAUUACUUGGAUGAAAAAUAAAGUGAUAAUUGAAAAUGACCCCAGAUACAGAAUGUUUAGCAACCAAAGUGUAUGUACAUUGGAGAUACGUAAGCCAAGCCCCUAUGAUGGAGCCACAUACACCUGCAAAGCAGUCAAUGACCUGGGUGAGGCCGAAGUUGACUGCAAGCUUGAAGUGAAAGGUGGGCUCACGUUUUUUCGCCUUCUAAUGCAAGGUGUGCCUUUGUCUGUCAUCGAUUCUUACUUGCGCGAGCGGAAUGCCAAUAUGCAAGAAAGAGCAUGAGCAAGUCGAGAAAGCCAGCUGCUUUAAUACUGCAUUGAAUCUAAAUGCCAUUGUUUGAUCCUGAAGCUGCAUUUAUAUUCUGUUUUAUAUGUCUGUUGUCUUUACAUGUUUGUGACAGAUAAGAUUAAUGCAUGAGUUGUCCUGGGGAAGGGAUGGAAGAGCUUAAUGUUUGGCUUGAGGCUUUUAUACAACAAGACGCAGUAUGGAUAAUUGAUAUCCCUACUUGAAGCAGCAAAAUACUUGACUUGUUCAAAGAAGAUAAAUACAUUGAAUUAAACUUUGUUUUGUGGUUUAAUAUAUGGCCUUACUUAUCAAUGAUAUAUAGCAAAGAUUUCAUGGAGCAGAUUUGUUAGUGUUUUGAUUUCUCCAAGUAAGACUCUUCAAGCGUAAAUCUAUUUAGG